CUGUAGCCUGACAGGAAGUGGGGCGUCACCGAAAGGGAGGGGAGCCUCCGGGGACGGUCCCCUGCUUCAGGCUCUCACUUUGCGGGCAGCGAUUUUUCCAGGGGAUCAAGACGGGGAGUGGAUGGAGCAGGGUGCAUGCAUGCUGCUGCGUUUUUUAGGGGGAAAAAAACCAGCAAGCGAGACGCCCCUUCCGUUUUCUGAUAACCAAACGGCUGGCUCCACUGCAAUCCUCUGCACUUGAGUGACCAGAGAACCUGUUCCUAUCAGUUACUGAAGCCAUAAGGAAAUGUUUUAUAAAUAUUAAACCUUUUCCAUAAUGAGGUGUUGCCACAUCUGCAAACUUCCAGGAAGAGUGAUGGGGAUUCGAGUGCUUCGUUUCUCUUUGGUGGUCAUCCUUGUGUUAUUACUGGUAGCUGGGGCUUUGACCACCUUGCUUCCUACGAUCAAAGAAGACAAGAUGCUCACUUUACGUAGGGAAAUAAAAUCCCAGGGCAAGUCCGCCCUGGAUUCCUUUACUCUCAUCAUGCAGACUUAUAACAGAACAGAUCUCUUGUUGAGACUUUUAAAUCAUUAUCAGGCAGUACCACAUUUGCACAAAGUGAUUGUGGUAUGGAACAAUAUUGGGGAGAAGGGACCAGAUGAAUUAUGGAAUUCUCUAGGUCCUCACCCCAUCCCUGUAGUCUUCAAAGUACAGACAACAAACAGGAUGAGAAAUCGACUUCAGGUCUUUCCUGAACUGGAAACCAAUGUGUUAAUGGUAGAUGAUGACACACUAAUUAGUGCCCAAGACCUUGAUUUUGCAUUCUCAGUUUGGCAGCAAUUUCCUGAUCAAAUUGUAGGAUUUGUUCCUAGAAAGCAUGUUUCUACUUCAUCUGGUAUCUACAGUUAUGGAGGAUUUGAACUGCAAACACCAGAGGUUGGGAAUGGUGACCGUUACUCUAUGGUGCUGAUCGGAGCUUCAUUCUUCAACAGCAAAUACCUUGAACUCUUUCAGAAGCAACCCGCUGCCGUCCACGCUUUGAUAGAUGAAACGCAAAACUGUGAUGACAUAGCCAUGAAUUUUAUCAUUGCCAAGCACAUUGGAAAGACCUCUGGGAUAUUUGUGAAACCCGUAAACAUGGGUAAUUUAGAAAAAGAAACCAAUGGUGGCUAUUCUGGAAUGUGGCACCGAGCCGAGCACUUUCUGCAGAGGUCUUAUUGUAUAAACAAGCUUGUUAAUAUUUAUGACAGCAUGCCUUUAAAAUACUCCAACAUUAUGAUUUCCCAGUUUGGUUUUCCAUAUGCCAACCACAAAAGCAAAAUGUGAAAGUAAAAUAAGCCAACAAAAACGAACCUCAAAACUGCUUAGUCUCUGAGUAUCUCUCCAUGCAAUGGCUUUUUGAUUUGUUUUUUGAAGCAACAUCAUGAACUUUUGUGUUCUUCAGAAGACUCAGCAAUGAAAAAAUAUGCAUAGCACUUUUAGGACAUAAAAUUCUCAUGAAUUUCAAAAACCAAGACACUGGUAUUGUGAGGAGUUUUCAUCCACAGAUCUAACUCCUUGAUCAGCUAUUUUAUUGUUUACAUUCUGAGACUGUUCUGCAAUUUCUUUGACUCUUGGCAUUUGCCUUAAGGACAUAGAGCAAACUGUUUCCCGGAUAACGAACUCCAGAGAAGCAGUUCUCAGCUUUCUCAUGAAAGGAUGAUUUUAUUUAAAACCUGAAAUGCCUGUGGUGUCCGGAAACACCAUGUGAGGAGGGAAUAGUCUCAAUUUCAUAUAAGAACACGUGUAAAAUUCGUGGCUACCACUGCUUCCCUGUGGUCCUUCCAGCCAAGCCCUUUCUGGAACUAAUUUAGCCCGGGAUGGUCUUGAUGCAGCCAUCAGUGCUUUUAAUUUUGUUGAUAAGUCUGUAGUGACUGGGAGGAUUAAUUUUAGCUGAAGGAAAUCUAGUUGUUUGCUUGAAUUUUGUGAACACGUACUGCAUGGAUCUGAAAAAAGUGCCGCCUGUUUCUUACAUGAACUUAUAUGCAGCAAGCAGUAAAUAUAUUACUAGAUCCAGGUAGUGCAUUUUGUCACUAAAACUGACCUUGAGAUUGUACAUUAAUUCUUAUAUUUUACAUAAAGUACAUGUUGUUUUAAGAAAUGUAUAAAGUAACUCUUCUGAAAGAAUGAUUAAGUAGAAACUGGAAGAAAUUAAAACUCUAAAUGUCAAAAGAUCUUUAUUGUUAGAACAUAGAUUAUCUCACAGAUACUAAAGAGUUGUCUGUGUCACACAAAGUCAUUCUCUUUUCUCAAAAAUCUAAGACACUAUUUGUCAUGAUGAAUUUUGAUUACACAAAUACAGGGGAAAAAACUAAGAAACUCUAGUUCUGCACCUAGAAUUUAAAUUGUCCACUCUGUCUUGUGAAUUAGUAUCAGUGUCCACACGGUAUCUGUUCGGUCCUUGCUUUUGCUGAUGGCAAGGAUCAGACAUCUGUUUUCUUACCCUUCUCCUAUCCUUCCCGUAAUGCUAUUAUAUUUUCACAAUUGCAAAGUUGUGAAAACAUUAAACUGAUCAUCUCGUGUUGCACCAAUGGGAUCAUGCAAUUAGAUCCUUACAUGUUUUUUUCUUUACAUUGGUGUGUAUGUAUAUGUCUAUGCUGUCAGAUAAAACCAAUAAAACUUGAAACCACAGAAUGAUCUAUGAUGUUAAUUAUCUGCUUUGUCCAACCUCACUAGUGAUUUUUUGUCUCUUAGGAGUCCGCUGGCCGAUGAAUAAAAUGAACUUACCGUGCAGGUAUUCUGCUAAUUAAACAAA
Messenger RNA from Talpa occidentalis (Iberian mole), 2774 nucleotides. RefSeq names its product exostosin like glycosyltransferase 2 (gene EXTL2). Gene Ontology annotation, cellular component: membrane. The record is from RefSeq and is a predicted model, not a curated record. NCBI's taxonomy places the organism in Eukaryota, Metazoa, Chordata, Mammalia, Eulipotyphla, Talpidae. The transcript is spliced from 5 exons. Gene Ontology annotation, molecular function: glycosyltransferase activity. Bases 317 to 1306 code for a protein of 329 amino acids.